Myxozyma melibiosi is the source of this 1060-nucleotide messenger RNA. RefSeq lists its product as uncharacterized. The transcript has a single exon. NCBI's taxonomy places the organism in Eukaryota, Fungi, Ascomycota, Lipomycetes, Lipomycetales, Lipomycetaceae. The coding region runs from base 285 to 887 and encodes 200 amino acids. The record is from RefSeq and is a predicted model, not a curated record.
UGCGUGCGGGCUUUGCUGGGAUUCGGUGUGCGCAGGAGCGGGUGCAGGAGCGGGUGUGGGUGUGGCUCGGCGGGCGGUGGUGAGGAAGUUGAUAGGGAGAAGGAGCGAGGAAUAGGGGUCGACUGGCUGGCUGGCCCACAGUGCACCCACUCCAUCAUCAGCUGCUCUACGGGGAUUCGGGUCUUGCGAAGACGACUACGGGAUGACGAUGAUGAUAACUAUGAUGAUAUAGAAUAUAACAAACAAUAACAAAACAAAAGCGUAAGAGAUCUAGACAUAGGUAGAUGCACAUGCAGAGCUCAUCUUCUCCAAACAUCCCCAGCACUUCCCCUAAUGAACACCCGCUGGCUGGUUACCAGCAGCCAGCCCAGGUGACAAGCCUCAAUAUCGCUCCUGGGUGCAUGACCUUUGCUUACCUGCUGUUUCCCUUCGUUGUACGCGCAAAAAGAAAAGAGCUUCGAAUAUCAAGCAUCGUGCAGCGCUGGAGCAUGAACACCGCGUGUAAAAGGGAAGGACCUGCCGAGCCAACGCACUCUUCUCGCUGCAGGAGCUCUCGUGGGGUUCUGAGCACUUGGUCUAUGGCUGAAACUGCCAGCGAUGGUCUAGUCUGCUGCCAGCUAUACUCGACAGAGUUGACUGCCAGCACUAUCGUCUUGUCCGUCGUCUGGCCUGCGACCUUGACCUUGCUCCUCCCAACCACCACGCCCUCCACGCUUCCCCAUCUCCCAACCAGCUCACACCUCCACCCCCCUCAGCACCCGCGCAAGACACCCACCUCAGCAAACCAUCAAACAGGCAACGAGCAGCAAUCUCUGCAAAUCCUGCGCCUCCAAAAAAAAAUCCGCCUAUCUCAAAGCGGUAAUCAUAGCACCCGCUCACAACUCUGAUCAUCAUCUCAUUGACCGUCCAUCCAACCUGCCUGCCUCUUUGGGCAAUCAUAUUGAAUUUCCCUCGUCCAUCUCCCUCCACCGCGCGGCCUUUUGCAACUGCGCCCGACUAAAAAGCAAAAGCAUAGGCGAGAUGCAAAUCCAAAGCCUGCCGGAUUACAGACAACCCACUA